AUGCAAGCCUCCCGCGUCCUCCUCGCGAUUGCCGCCGUCCUCGCCGUCGCCGUCUCUGGUGCCAACGCCAACGAAGAGAAGGCCGCCCUUCGCGGCGCGUCGCCCGACGACGUCGAGACCGACGGCGUCGGGACCGAAAGACUUUGUGGCGACUGCAUCCGCCACUGGCGCCCGUGCUGCGCCAACCACCAGUGCGAUUCAUUUAAAGAGUUUUUGACGACUCGGAGCCGGUCCAACCGCUGCAACGCUCGCCAAGAUGGCGUCCCAACGGCCAUCUCGCGCGCCAUCUCGGAGAAUUUAAUUGCACUGUUACUUUUCGCGCACACAAUGCAGCUGCACCGCCUCGGUCUCGGCCUCAGCCUUCUGCUCGUGUCGGCGGGCGCCUGCUCGUGGGAAGCCACGACGCGCCAUGUGGCCAGCAACGUUUCGUUCGAGUGCCCCAAUGUGGCGCCUGGGAUGCACUUGACGCCGACGCGCGCCGGCGAGCCGAUGGUGUGGUCCGAGGCAGGCGACGCGUUCGAGAUGCGCUUGCUCAACGCUGCGGGUGUCGCCGUCGACGCCCCGACGCACCCGGGCGACUACACGGUGGUUCUGGCCUGCCAGCGCUCGUUGAAUUGUAGCUUGUCGUGGGGUCUGCAGUGGUCGCCGUCGACGCGCGCGCUGUCGACGUGCCCGAUUCCCGGCGUCUACAAGGAGGGUGCCAUGGGCUUUCGCCUCGAGCUCACGAGCGCUGGAGCGUUCGCGCUAACCGCGCCGAUUUCCAGCACGACGUGCUCGGUGACGGGCCAGUACACCGAGUCGGACCAGACGAUCACCCUCACGGUCGCAACGGCAUCGCCCGAGUGCGGCAGUCUCAUCGCACCCAAGAUGCAAGUCUCAACCUUUAUCGCCUUCGCGAGCGACUGCCAGAAAGUCACGAUCCAAUUCGCAGGCUCCUUCAUGUCACUUCAGCGGUCCAGUGCAUCGAGCCUACCUCUUAGUGCGCUGCUGAUGGCUCUGGCGAUGGCGAUGCUUCACUAACAUCAAUGUAGUAAUAUGUUUGAAG
This is a messenger RNA of Saprolegnia parasitica CBS 223.65, 1045 nucleotides long. RefSeq lists its product as hypothetical. The transcript has 2 exons. The coding region runs from base 1 to 1020 and encodes 339 amino acids. Lineage: Eukaryota; Oomycota; Saprolegniomycetes; Saprolegniales; Saprolegniaceae. The record is from RefSeq and is a predicted model, not a curated record.